GAAAUUAUAUUCAUAGUGUGGCAAAUACGGUUCUCCCGGCCCGGGUUUCCACCCUAUGUAGUCCUCUGCGCGCGCGGCCACCAUGCGGUUGCCGCUGCAGGCAAAGGAAUCGAUUCGAGAAACUCGUCUCAUGCAUGGGUUCGUCUCGUGACCAUCACCCAUCAACUGUCACACUUCACCGACUAUCCUGGAGGCAUCCUAGACCGAGCUGCCAGCAGCACCUGCGAGGAAGUUCCGUCAACGCUGCGAGCUGUGUCUCUCGCCACCUGCAAGUAGAACCGUGGCGUUGCCGCUGGUUGGACACGUACGUGACGCGGAGAGGACACGUCCCCAUCGUUGCGCACGCAAGUCAAUAGCGCUACAUACCGCGAGCGCUGCUGUUGCAACUUCUGCAUGACAAGCCCUUCCCGUCACAGCAUCAAAGAAGCGUCCGCACAACAACCAACUAGCAUCGAGGGCGCCACCAUGAACAUGGGUGCGCACCCGGAUGCAAGUGGGAGCGGAAGCAACAGUGCGAAUGGCACUGCUACCACUCCCAUUGCUGCCGCUUCCUCUGCCAGCGCAUCCGCAUCGGCGUCCACCAGCAAGGCCAAGGAUAUCGCCAAGAGCGCCGUUAAGCGCAAAGGGAGGGCAAAGGCUGAGAACGCGCCUAAGCGCGCCAGCUCGUCCAUACGCGGUAGAGGUAGAGGGCAAGGGCGAGGCAGGAAAGUACGGGGGAGAGCAACAGCAGCAACGGCCGAUGGGCGCUCAACAAUCCCCUCGGCGUCUUCGUCGUCCGAGCCCGCGUCGGAUGGGAAGAGCGUCCGACGCGGAUCGCGCUGGACCUCCUCGCCCUCGGUCGGCACGCUGAAACAGUAUGACGACACCAUGGUCACGAUCAAAAAGUGGCUCACGCUCGCGCACCCCUCACUCGCCGACGCAUUCGACACCGUAAGCGAACGCACGCUUGACGCAAUGCUUCUCUACCUCGACCAUGCCGUCGACCGCGGACUGUCGUACAACACCGUCUCGCGUGCCAACUCGUCCAUGGUCGCCUUCUUCAAGUUCCGCCUCAGCCGCAAGCGCGAGGAGUGGGACUCGAUCCGCGACGAGAAGGAGCGCUUUCAGACCGGCAACCCGUGCUUCAGCAAGCGCUAUAAGGCCAAAUAUCACUCCAUCAGCCGCGAAGAUUUGUUCAGAAGACGCAACGUCGCCAACCAAAAGCAAGCAUCGCAGCCGCUGCUCUAUGCGCACCUUCACCAGGUCUUACCCUUUUUAUGGCAGAAGUCUGACGAGACUCGCGGCACGAGCAGCCGGGACAAUCUUAGCCUCUGCAUGAUGCACUCGUUCAUCACGAUUGGAUACCUCCUCUGGACGCGCCUCGACGAAUUGCUCAACUUGCGCUGGGGCGAUGUCUCCUUCGAAGGUCUUCCGCCGCAUGCAGCUGGUGUGAACAAGCUCAGCGCGCACGGGACUGACGGCUUCGCGCUGCACCACAGCAGUAACGGCGCAACCGCCAUCAUCCGCCUGCCGUGGCGCGAGGACGUGCGUGGUCGCGCUAAGUCCUACCGCCUGCAAUACCAGGCGCAAAAACCCGCGCUCGACGCAGCAGCCGCGCUUAACCGCUGGGCUCAGAUCUGCGUCCAGUUGAACCAGGGCGAGCCGCUGCGCCCGGAGCACCUCGUCUUCCCGAGCUUCAACAAGUCAAACGCCUAUGCACCUACCAGCAAGAUGCUCGGCGCCAAAGCGCUCGAGCUGUUCAGAGACGCGCUGAGAGCUAGUGCCGCUGCGUCUUCACCCACUGCUCAGAGCCAGGGCCAGGUGCAAGGGCAGGAACAAGGACAAGGGCAGGGACAGGGGAAUCUUGCAGGCAUCGUCGGUGGAUUUGGCGCGCUGGGUCCUGCGCUCGCUGCGCCUCCGCCUCCACCCGCCCCCGUUCCCGCGGCAGAAUCAGCACCUAAGAAGGGUAAGAUUAGGGGUAAAGCGGCGGCGGCCGCUGGCACAUCAACUGCGAUAAGUGGUGAUCUGGCGCCAACUGCGACGGCAGCCGACGUGGUGGCCUUCACGCAGGUCUGCCUGCGCAAAGGCGGGCUCGUCGACGCGAUACGCAAUGCGCCACGGUAUGGCCUCAACGUCAUGACGCACGACGACGCGAUCUGGUGGGGUGGCUGGUCCAACGAAGCGUCCAUGAUCAACUUUCUCGAGAACGAUAACGCUGUCGACGAAAGCGAGAUCGGCGGUGGCUCUGCAGGCAAGGCGUCGGUGGCAGCUGCUAGUGGUGGUAGUAAGGCCAGUGGGAAGCGGGGCGGUGAUGCGGUUGCCAAGAGGGAUGGCAAUCCCUCUGCUUCGAGUGCGAGUACAGCAACUUCGAAACAGGAUGGAAGAGCUGCAGCUUCGGCCUUGGCGCCGUCGCCAUCGUUGACUGGCAACGGCUCCUUGCACAACGCUGUCGGCAAGAAAGGCGCGACAGGAGGCAUCAACAAGCUCGGCAUACCCGCGGGCGCCGGAGCGGACCUUUUAACGUCAACGUUCCCGGCUGGCACAUUGGACCCACCGCCACCUCGGAUGCAGUCACUGUCGUCAUCUAGCAGCAACUACCUCCAACAGGUCCUUUCGCCGCAGUUGCAACAACAGCAUCGCCACCACCACCAGCAAUACCCACAGCAAGGCUCAUCAGCAGCAGCAGCGGGUGCGGCGCCCAGCCCGUUCCUCGCGGCUCAUGCUCACCUAUCGGCUGUCGACUCAUCCAUCGGCAAGAGCGUACUUCCGCUACCUCAAAAGGCCAAAGCAGCCCGGAAAGCAAUUACAGCUGGGCCUGCUGCAGCGGUAGGAUCUGGAGCCGAUGGGGACAUUACGAGGGACCCAAAUACGCCCGCGAAGAGGGGUCGAGGGAGGCCGAGGAAAGACGGCAGACCGCCAGGGUCAGCGACUCCACGCAAGUCUGCAGAAGGCCAAGCGUCCAGCAGCACUUCCUCUGCAGCUGCCGUGACUGCUGCAGGGCUUGGCACAAUGGACGAUGGAAGCGGCAGUACGCUCGCGCCUGCUUUGCCACUGCCUCAUAUGUUCAAGCAGCAGCACGAUUCCAUGACUGCGACGUACAGUCACAACACCGAGAGCAGUAGCAGCACCGGUACCGGAGCAGCAGGUGGAAGCGCUGCUGGCGCCAGCCUGUGGCCUCUCCCGCUCUCUGCGGCACAGAGCCAGACACCCGGCAGCUCGCACGGCCAUCUGCACCAGUUGAGUCCAGCUCAGCAUCACCAGCUUCCUCCUCCGCAUCCUCCGCUUUCGUCACAUGGGUAUUCGCCAGCUGAUGCUGGUAGCGCGGACCACGGCGCCGCUGGUAGUAGUGGUGGUGCUACCAGCGGUGGUGGCAGCGACUUCUUUGGUGACCCCGGUGGUGUAACGAGUGCGGGUGUGCAUUCUGGACACCACUAUGCACAACAACAACAGCAAACCCAGCAUUCCAAUGCAUACUAUCCGUAUGAAGGUUCAACGUUUGGAGGCACAACGGGCACAGCGACCACCAGCGCCGGCGCUGGCGGUUACUACGCAGGCUCUGAUCCUUCCUCAUAUGCCACGUCGCAGCACGCUGGCGCAUCGACACCUGACCAGUACUAUACGCAGGCCGCGAGUCACCACGGCAGUGGAAGCGGUAGCGCAGGGGUCGGUGGCGGGUCAGGAAGUGGAGGUUUCUACCGUAACCACGGGAACUUGACGACCAACUCAAGUGCGUUCGAUACAUCGCAUCACUCGCCUUCCGAUGUACAGCACACCACUCACUACGGAUCACAGUACGGUGCGACGACACACUCGCACACACAUGCCUACUCUCAUUCACACAAUACGCAUACGCACGGAUACCAGCAUCAGCAGCACCAGAACCAGCAUUCGCACGCACAUGGGCAUGGUGCCAGCGGUAGUGGUAGUGGUGCCGGCGGAGUGAGUGCAGGCAGCAGCAGCGUCGGCGCGUCGCCAUACCAAAACUUUGCGACGCCCACACAAGUCGCUGGACCCACUCAGGCAGCUGGAACCGGUCAUGGACAGUCGCAACACCCGCACGGCACAGCGUCCUCAGCAGGACAUCACUACGCAUACGUGGACUACGGGUCUGUUCCCUACGACGACACAGGCAGUACAGGCGGGCCAGGUGGUGGGGGCGCAGCCAGCAGCGGUGGUGGCGGUGGCUGGGGAGCGCAACACGCCUCGCAUGGCGGCGGUGGCAGCGGUGCAAGCAGCGCAGCUGGAGCGGGAACUGGAGCAGGAAGCCUCUACGCUCCUCUUUCGCACACUACGCAUUCGCGCUACUACGGUGCCAGUGGAACCGGUUCGCUGCAUCAAGCUUCCGAUAUGGCCCUGCCACCCCCGCCUGCCUGGGCACCGCGUUGAAUACGAUGGGCGCGCUCGAAAAGUGGCCCCCCUUCAUUUCUAGCUAAUCGCUUGUCUCGCUUGCCCUGCGCGCGAGCGGGCCUAUUGGAUCUGUAUUGCGAUGGACGCACGAUGUGAGGUGCACGUUUACUUUUUGUUUCUUCUACACACUUGUCUUUGCUUCUUUCACACCCUGUACAUCUCCAUCCAGAACAACCGCGUGCAAUGCAACCCUUGCUCGUGCUCUUCUUUGAUCCUGGUACAAUAGAAAUCAAGAGAUGCAUAUUCUGAGUUUUAUUGGGCUGCGGAUUGCGAGCGAGAGUAAUAAAAUUGAAAGGAUGGCUGCGCCGGUGCGUCCUCGCUUGCCCUAUUGCGCGACACGGUGAUAUAAUUUGCCGCAAGGUACGAAUU
Tilletiaria anomala UBC 951 is the source of this 4755-nucleotide messenger RNA. RefSeq lists its product as uncharacterized. Gene Ontology annotation, biological process: DNA recombination; regulation of DNA-templated transcription; DNA integration. The record is from RefSeq and is a predicted model, not a curated record. The transcript has 2 exons. Bases 394 to 4365 code for a protein of 1323 amino acids. NCBI's taxonomy places the organism in Eukaryota, Fungi, Basidiomycota, Exobasidiomycetes, Georgefischeriales, Tilletiariaceae. Gene Ontology annotation, molecular function: DNA binding.